Capsicum annuum is the source of this 2031-nucleotide messenger RNA. RefSeq names its product kinetochore protein NUF2 homolog. Lineage: Eukaryota; Viridiplantae; Streptophyta; Magnoliopsida; Solanales; Solanaceae. Gene Ontology annotation, biological process: kinetochore organization; meiotic chromosome segregation; mitotic spindle organization. Gene Ontology annotation, cellular component: kinetochore; Ndc80 complex. The record is from RefSeq and is a predicted model, not a curated record. Bases 331 to 1812 code for a protein of 493 amino acids. Gene Ontology annotation, molecular function: protein-containing complex binding. The transcript has 11 exons.
CGUAUAUCGGCUUAUUUCUAUCUGUAAAGGUAAAAUUGAAAAAAAAAAAAACUUAAUUCUAUCUUGAUUUGUAAUUUGACAAAUAAUAUUUGAGAUAACUAUUUUUAGUAAAAUGGAUACAAUAUAAGAUAGAAAGAGUAGCGAGGACAAAAUAAUAUCUGGUCAAUCUCCUCAUUUUCUUAAAAUUUUAUAAUCUUUUAUAAAUAAAGUAAUUUAUUAAGAAUUUGGGAGGCAAAAUUCGAAAUUCGAAUUUAAUUUCGUCCCCUUCAGUUGAACCCUAGCGACAUUCUUCCAACAGCACCCAAUUUGCAGAAGAAAGGCACUCUAAAAAUGUCGAGAUUUGAUUACCCAACGUUGCCCCGACAAGACAUCAUCGCAGUAUUAGCGGAAGCUCAAAUAGCCUCCGUCUCCGAUGAAGAUCUCAUCAAACCUACUCCCGACUUUGUCACUAAACUCUACUCCAGCAUUCUUCUUCACAUCGACACUCUCCAGGAUGAUCAUGACCAGGUGGAUUUUUCGGCAUUGGAGCUCCUUGAGAACCCGGAUCUUCAUGUCGACUCUUUUCGGACCAUUAAUUUGUUUCAUAAGAUAAGGGAGAUGUUGGCUGCUUUGGAUUGUCCUGAGAUAUUUACUCUCAGGGAUUUGAUCAAGCCUGAACCUGAUCGCACCAGGUUCUUUGUCGGAGCUAUCCUCAAUUUUUGUCUUCACAGGGACACUAAAUUAAAUGCUAUACGACCGACUGUGGAAGAGCUGACUCUCAUAGAUGAACAACGGCUAACUCUGGACGCUAGAAUAUCUCAGUUAAAUGGAGAGAUUGCAGAGCAGAAUGAAUUAAGAGAAAGGGAGAUGCCUCUUGUUCAAGAAAUAGAUUCUAAUGUUAAGGACCUGAGGCAAACAAUUUCUGGUCUUAACAAUCACCAAAUGUCCUUGAAGGCCUCAAUAAGAAAACUCAAGGAGAGGGCUAAAGAGAUGGAUGAAAAGAUUUCUAAUGCAGACUUUGCAUUGGUACAAGCUGUUCAUGACAAUGCCAAUUUACGUUCUAAGAUUGUCCAAUCACCAGAUAAGCUUCAGAAAGCACUGGAGGAAAAGAAAUCAGUUCAAGCUGAGAUAAGGAAUGCUGAAAGAGCAGCAAUGCAGUCUUUUCAAAAUAAAACUGCAAUUCUUGAGGUUUAUACAAAGGCUUACAAGAAAAUGUCCAAGAACUUCAAUCAGAUGCAGGCUAUACAGGAGCAGGUUAAUUCAACUAAAUCUAUUGAGAAAGAUGUUAAAGUUCUCAAACUAAAGCUGAGUGACGAGGAAGUACUUGAAAAGUCCCUUGAAGCUAAACUAGUUGAAAGGCAAGGAAAAGUGGACCAAUUGGAAGAAUUAAGAAAGCAAUUAGAGAAAGAAAGAGAUCUUAGUUAUGAGGAGGGUGCCAAAGAAUUGAAAAAUGUAAAGUUGGAAGUGGAAUCAAAGAGACAUGGUCUUGAAGCAAGGCAACAUGACUUGGAAGGUGUACUUUCAGAGGCGGAUGCAAUAACUGAAAAAAUUAACUCUGUAAGGGAAUCUGGAGCAUCUAAAUGCCAAGAAUUGGGCCGUAAUUGCGAAGAAGUCAUAGCAGAGGUACAACUAUCUCGACAUUUGUGUUCUACAAAUCUAUUUUGUUUUAUCGCCACUCAAACUCAAUCAGAGACUUACUACCGUACAUUGAAGUGGAUCAGACAGUUGUUGAGAAAAGGAGUUGAUCUUUUAUUAUAUUAUUAUAGUGAACCAGAGCAGUUCUACUGUAACAAUUUGAGAAGAGAGGGAAAAACCUUCAUGAUUCAGAUUUAAGACUGCAACAUGCGAGGACUGAAGACCCGAAAAGAAAUCACAUGUACAUACUGUAUUCGCUUGCCUUGUAGGCAUGGGCUGUUUCUCAAUCUGUUUUUUGAUAGAAUCAUGUCCACAGUUGUCUAUAUUUUGCCUAGGUUGGACAUUUUAGUGUAGACACAUUGUUUUCAAGACAUCAUUGAUUAAACAAAUCGCGUGGCGCUUUUUCUCCCCUUUGAA